UGUGUAUCUCUUGUGAGUUUACGUGUACUGCAGUCUUUAACCCGGUAGCGAAAGAUAAGUAAUUUAUUAUGGCAGAAAAGGUUUCUUCAGAGGAAACUGUGGAAUGCAGAAUCCAGAAGGCACUGGCAUUCAAGGCUGAAGGAAAUCGGUGCUACAAGGAUAAAUGCUUUCGAGAAGCUAUUGGAAAGUAUCAUCGUGCUUUGCUUCAGGUGAAGGACCUAGAUGCAGAUGCUCUUGCCCUUGUACAGCCAUAUGGUGGCAAAAUGUUCAAGCUGAGUCAAGAACAGACAGAUCUGGUGCACAGCAUACAGACUGACUGCUACAAUAACCUCUCAGGUGACCUGGAAGGUUGGUCUUUGUCUCCUUCACAACUUGAUGAAAGUGUCUCUCCAGAUUCUGAUGAUGAUGGUUCCAGUUCAUCGCAUUUAUAUUACGUGAUCCAACAGUGGAAUGUUCGAACACGUAAUAAUCGACCCCAAAAUAUCGAAACACCGUAA
This is a messenger RNA of Protopterus annectens (West African lungfish), 497 nucleotides long. RefSeq names its product tetratricopeptide repeat protein 9C-like. The coding region runs from base 69 to 497 and encodes 142 amino acids. The transcript has 4 exons. Gene Ontology annotation, molecular function: protein binding. The record is from RefSeq and is a predicted model, not a curated record. NCBI's taxonomy places the organism in Eukaryota, Metazoa, Chordata, Ceratodontiformes, Protopteridae.